AUGGUUGCCAUAUUACCACAGCCGGCAGAGUCCUCUUUCGAAGAGAAGAUGGCAGCUCUACAAAGCACCCCGCUCUUUAUGAAAUCUCUGCCCUCAGAAGAAUCCGACGACCCUGUGAUUCAAGCGUUACAGAGUCUCGCCUUCGAAGGGACGCCAGAUGAACGCUUCUCUAAGAGAUCGCUCAAAAUUUCAAAGAGCAAGGAAACGACUACUUCAAGGGAAAACGCUAUCGAGAAGCGAAUCAGCUUCUACACGCAAGGUAUUGAUGCCAAGCCAUCUGAUCUCGUACUGCACGAGGCUCUCUUAUGCAACCGUGCCGCGUGCAACCUCGAGUUAAAGAACUAUGGCUCCGUCCUCCGAGACUGCUCGAAGGCCCUCACCCUGAAUAUCAAGUCCUCAAAAGCAUAUUACCGCUCGGCUGUGGCGUUAUUAGCCCUGGACCGCUUUGAGGAGUCCCUCGAUUGCUGUGAGAGGUGUUUGGAGUACGACCCAGAAAACCAGGGGGUCAGGUCAGUCCGCGAUCGUUCCGCCGCAGUGAAGGCAGAGAAGGGCCGCAAAGAGAGCGAAAAGCAGGAACGAAUGCAAACCGAACAGAGAGAGAAGAAACUCUUGCAGGUGGCGUUCAAGGAACGAAAUUUGUUUGCCGUCUACAACCCGAAAGGGUCAUCAGAAAACCCGUGUGAGCCCCACUUUGACCCAGAAGAUCCCGAACGAACGACGUUGGUAAUCCCCGUGUUCUUCCUAUACCCGCAGUACGCGACCUCGGACGUCAUAGCACAAUUUGUCGAAGAUACCACCUUUUAUGCACACAUAUCUCAAAUGUUUCCGCCGCAGGCACCUGCACCUGUGUGGGAUAAAGCUGGGCAAUACGCCGCGAACACUCUCGUGGUUUACGCAAUGACAAGAAGAAAGCGGCUCCUUAAAGUUGGCAAGAAGAUGUCAUUGAUGGAUGUUUGUAAUGCCUCGAAGGCCAAAGAAGGGGAACCUGAUGAUGGGUUAGAGCUGAAAGAUGGGUGUUUGACGUUCGUUGUUGUUCCAAAGGGAGAAGUAGAGCAAAAUUGGGGGUGUUUCCAAUUCGAGAAGCAGCACGUGCAUACGAAUGUGUUGGUCACUGUUUGGCGCAAUAGCCAGACACCAUACGGUAAGACUCAUUGCAAAAAAGACAUCGACGAAGGCGUCAAGCUCGGUGAGUACGAAUUGCUGCUUGUUGUGGUGCUCAAUGGUGCAGGAUCCAUGUCUGUCAACCACAAGAUUCUCCGUUCUGCAAAUGCACCAACCAACUCCCCUGAUGAGACCGAGGUUUCCGUCGCUCAGGCUCUGAUCGACCUCGAGAACAAUGUCCCUGAACUCAAGACUGAGCUCCGCGCUUUGCAGAUCUCUGCCGCCCGUGAAGUUGAUGUACGAGGUGGAAAGAAGGCUAUCGUCGUGUUCGUUCCCGUUCCCCAAUUGAAGGCGUUCCACAAGGUGCAGCAGAGGCUCACCCGUGAACUGGAGAAGAAAUUCUCUGACCGCCACGUUGUUUUCGUUGCUCAGCGUCGCAUGCUGAGCAAGCCUACCCGUAACUCACGGGUGAAGCAAAAGAGACCCCGCUCUCGUACGCUCACCAACGUACACGAGAAAAUCCUGGAGGAUCUUGUCUUCCCGACAGAGAUAGUUGGCAAGAGGACUCGUGUUGCUGUUGAUGGAUCGAAACUUUUGAAAGUUAUCCUUGACCCUAAAGACGCGACAUCGCUUGAGUACAAGCUGGAUUCGUUCUCUUCAGUAUACCGCCGUUUGACAGGGAAGGAUGUGACGUUUGAAUUCCCCCCCGCCAACCAAGAGUAG
Molecule: messenger RNA, 1824 nt
Organism: Suillus paluster
Lineage: Eukaryota; Fungi; Basidiomycota; Agaricomycetes; Boletales; Suillaceae
Product: 40S ribosomal protein S7
Exons: 8
Coding region: 1-1824 (607 amino acids)
Biological process (GO): rRNA processing; ribosomal small subunit biogenesis; translation
Cellular component (GO): cytosolic small ribosomal subunit; small-subunit processome; 90S preribosome
Molecular function (GO): Hsp90 protein binding; structural constituent of ribosome
Source: RefSeq, a predicted model, not a curated record